Messenger RNA from Darwinula stevensoni, 538 nucleotides. The record is from the annotation of a GenBank genome assembly. Lineage: Eukaryota; Metazoa; Arthropoda; Ostracoda; Podocopida; Darwinulidae.
UUCCUCUUUUCGGUCCUUUUGGACAUGGUCGCCGUCUGACGCUGCAUGCACGGUGAAGUGGAGUGACAAGCAUCGUCUCGGGUCACCAUGGUUCGUAUGAACGCGCUUGCAGAUGCAUUGAAAUCAAUCAACAAUGCGGAGAAGAGGGGAAAAAGACAAGUCCUCCUCCGCCCUUGUUCCAAAGUCAUUCUUCGCUUCCUCACUGUCAUGAUGAAGCAUGGCUACAUAGGAGAGUUUGAAAUAGUGGAUGAUCAUCGAGGGGGUAAGAUCGUGGUGAAUCUCACCGGUCGCCUGAAUAAGUGCGGUGUCAUCUCUCCACGCUUCGAUGUUCGUAUCACAGAACUGGAGAGCUGGUCCACCAGGCUACUCCCUUCUCGACAGUUUGGGUAUGUUGUGCUGACAACUUCAGGAGGUAUCAUGGAUCAUGAAGAGGCAAGAAGAAAGCAUCUUGGUGGCAAGAUUCUUGGCUUCUUUUUUUGAUGAUUCAUUCUAAAUUGUCUGAGUGAUAUUGAAGGGAAAAAUAUCCAUCAUCAUUGCA